UUAGGUUCCCUUCACCGUCAGUUUCAGACGAGCCUUCGCAAGUAUCGUUACGCGCACCUAGCGAAUUGAUCGUGAUUAUCUUUAAACUUUGAAACAGUUAUACAGACAUUAGCCUAAGCUUACAACAGUUUUUUGUGUUUCUUUAAGUGAAAAAAAGAACGAAAUGGUUGUUUUAGAAGGAGGUGGCAUGCUUUCAUCUGCCGGAAACCAAUACUUACAGCCCGACUAUCUUAGUCCAUUACCCACAACGCUGGACGCAAAAAAGAGCCCUCUAGCUCUCCUGGCCCAGACUUGCUCUCAGAUCGGAGCGGACAGUCCAAACAACAAACCUCUAGUUUCUUCUUUGGAGAAGAACAAGUCCAAGACUGAAUCCCGUACAUCACCGGCUGCGGCUCGUGAAAAAAACGAGAAAAACAUUCAUCGCACUACUCCAUCCGAGAAUAAACUUGCUUUCAAACCUUAUGAAAGCAAUGUGCUGACUAAAAGAAGUAGCGAUGAAGGACUCAGACCUUCCAGCAAGAGUAGCAUGGAAAAUGACAAGAAAUCCCCGAUGAGUGAUAGAUCAAAGUCAGUUUCACCUUCUGGAGGUGCUUGUUCUCCAGCUACAGAUAACGGAAAGGCUUCUCCGGAGUCCCAGAAGCAGACUACUCCGUCCGCAAGUCCAAUUAUACGUUCAGGCCUGGAAAUACUUCAAGGAAGCGGAAAAGAUUCUGGAUUAAGUGCUUACAAGCCUCUGCCUGGAUCACUCAGCAACUCCCUAGGCUUGUGCUGUCCCCCUGGAUUGGAUCCAGCAACAAACCCAGCUUUUAGACCUCCGUUUCCUGGAGUUCCGUUCAGUCAUCAUCACGCAGCUAUGUUAGGAUAUUCCGGAGCGGCUCCUGGUGCAUAUUUGAGUUAUGCUAGAGUUAAAACUCCUUCGGGAGGUGAAGCUUUGGUGCCAGUGUGCAAGGACCCUUACUGCGCUGGGUGCCAGUUCAGUUUACAAAACCAACAGUUACUCAUGAGUGCUGCAGCAGCUUCGCAAUCAUGUCCUUCGGGUUGUACCCAGUGCGAUCAUCAAAAGUACAACCUAGCCAUGGCGAUGUCCCUUACACCGCCUAGUUCUCUAGCUUACUCUUCGCUAGGAAGACCAUACGUUUGUAACUGGAUUGCUGGCGAUGCGUAUUGUGGAAAACGUUUUGUUACCUCUGACGAGCUCUUGCAACACCUGAGAACACACACUAGCGGUUCUGAUGCGAGUAGCGCGGCGAUGCUGAGCCACGCAGGACUUCUUCAUCGGGCAGGAUACCCCACAGCACCUCUGAGUCCUCUGAGUGCAGCAAGGUAUCAUCCAUACGCCAAACCAGGACUUGCUACUAGUCUUGCAGCAAGUCCUUACAGCGCCUUCAAUCCAACCACCCUGGGACCUUAUUAUUCACCAUAUUCUCUGUACGGUCAGCGACUUGGAAGUGCAGCAGUGCAUCCGUAGUGACUUUGAGAUGCGUUCUAGCCUGAUCAGCGGGCCUUUGGACUGUGAUACUGAAUUCUUGUACAUAGAUUUUGAUAAUAAGUGCAAUGGAUUUUGUGAGCGUGUAAGGAUGUGACUGAUGAGUGCGUGACGAUUGUCUCGAUUUUCACAAAACAAGUUCAACUCUGUUGAGGGAGAUAAAAUUAAGGAUUGUAAUUAUUAUUAUUGAUUAAUUAUUGAAUGUUGAUUUUGAUGCUUUAAUAAAAAAUGGUUCGUAGUA
Sitophilus oryzae (rice weevil) is the source of this 1727-nucleotide messenger RNA. Its product is annotated as zinc finger protein Noc. Gene Ontology annotation, cellular component: nucleus. The record is from RefSeq and is a predicted model, not a curated record. The transcript has 2 exons. Gene Ontology annotation, biological process: negative regulation of DNA-templated transcription. Lineage: Eukaryota; Metazoa; Arthropoda; Insecta; Coleoptera; Curculionidae. Bases 164 to 1468 code for a protein of 434 amino acids.